Hydractinia symbiolongicarpus is the source of this 1254-nucleotide messenger RNA. RefSeq lists its product as uncharacterized. The transcript has a single exon. The record is from RefSeq and is a predicted model, not a curated record. The coding region runs from base 1 to 1254 and encodes 417 amino acids. NCBI's taxonomy places the organism in Eukaryota, Metazoa, Cnidaria, Hydrozoa, Anthoathecata, Hydractiniidae.
AUGAAGGGCAUCAGCGAUAAUGACUAUACCUAUGCUAGAAAGGUAUGGAACUGUAUUACCCCAGAGGGUGAUGACGUCACCAUGGGCGACUACCAUGACAUCUACCUCACCAUAGACGUCCUGCUAUUGGCCGACGUUUAUGAAACGUUUCGAGACGUGUGCCUGACGAACUACAAGCUUGAUCCCGCGCACUUUUACGGUGCACCUGGCCUGGCAUGGAAGGCAGUACUCAAGUAUACUGGAAUUAGGUUAGAGCUCCUCACAGACCCCGACAUGCUAUUGAUGUUUGAGAAGGGUACCAGGGGAGGUAUAACCCAGGCUGUACACUGUUAUGCGAGGGCUAAUAAUAAGUACAUGGGAGAGCAGUACGAUCCAGAGGUUGAAUCAUCCUACCUGCAGUAUUUGGAUGCGAACAACCUCUAUGGGUGGGCCAUGCGUCAAGAUCUACCAACAGAUAGUUUUAAACGGGUGUCCAAUACCGAGGCAUUUACAGAAACGCGAAUCGAGAAGCUCGUUGAAAAGAACAAGUAUGGAUACAUUUUAGAGGUUGACAUCGACUACCCCGAGAGGCUACACGACACCCAUAACGAGUUCCUGUUUUUACCGGAACGGAUGGUAAUUAAAAAGGUCGAGAAACUGGUACCAAAUUUGGAAAACAAGCGGAGGUACGUGGUGCAUAUCAAAGCCCUUCACGAGGCUAUAAAACAUGGGCUUGAGCUGAAGAAGGUGCAUAGGGUCAUUCAAUUCAACCAGAAACCAUGGCUUAAGGGGUAUAUAGAUCACAACACGAGGCUGCGGACUGCUUCUAGCAAUGACUUCGAGAAGGACUUUUACAAGCUUAUGAACCUCUCGGUGUUCGGCAAGACCAUGGAGAAUAUCCGGAACCAACGCAACAUUCAGCUGGUCACCAACGAAGACAAGUACAUGAAGUUGGUCAUGAAGCCCAAUUUUAAGGGCGGAAGCCGGUUCAGUAAGCAUCUCCUAGGUGUAGAGAUGGGUAAGGUCGAGGUCAAGAUGAACAAGCCUGUAUACAUUGGUCAAGCCAUAUUGGACAUGUCAAAGCUAAUCAUGUAUGAGUUUCACUAUGACUAUAUGCAGCCCAAAUAUGGUAGCAAGCUACAGCUCUUUUACAUGGACACGGACAGCUUCGUGUACCACAUUCGAACGGAGGACUUUUACCGCGACAUUGCAAUGUCGAGACACGUUUUGAUAAAAGUGCCUAUAAUCCGAACGAUAAUAGGCCUCUCCCCAUAG